Messenger RNA from Saccostrea cuccullata (small rock oyster), 1088 nucleotides. RefSeq lists its product as uncharacterized. The record is from RefSeq and is a predicted model, not a curated record. NCBI's taxonomy places the organism in Eukaryota, Metazoa, Mollusca, Bivalvia, Ostreida, Ostreidae. The transcript has 2 exons. Bases 251 to 817 code for a protein of 188 amino acids.
CGUUCAACCCUUGAGCCCAACGAACGAUUCAAUGUUUUUUUUACAAAUUGAAUUUUUAUUGUUUUAAAGUCACAGAGAUAUUUUCCCUUCACUGAUUUUAUUUUUGCAUUUGGAGUAGCUUAUUUCUUAUUCAGCCACGAUGACGCUUUUGUUGCCCAACAGAUGACGGAAGUGUAGAUUGUUUGAACAUCAAGACUGUCUCUGGAAGUGCUUUUCUUAGACGACAAUGGAGUAUUAAUUGAUCUUCAUAAUGUUGGCUAUGACAGAAAAAAAGUUUCGGAUUCCUGGAGAAGACCAAGAACAUCGACAACCGCCGAUUCACUGGCAACUCAAAUACGACACCACGCAUGACGUCAGAUUCGAGUCCAUGCGUAGUCCAGUCCGACACGGUCAGCUCCACCGGAUUCACCGUGACCUUACAAAAGAGACGGAGCGCAAGAUUCGCGCUUAUGACCGCGGUCAACGGAUUUUUACUGCUGAAGUUCGAAGGUACUCUCAAAAAGUUCAAAACAGACUGGCUACUUUACGAAAUAUUACAAACAGCGUGAACACAUUGCUUUCAAUGAAGUACAGCUACAACGACUGGAAAAAACAUGAUUCUGAUGCCCGCCAUCAUUUUGCCAAGACGUCAGAAAAUGCUCGAAAGAUUGAUGAUCAAAAGCUGCUUUUCCGCGUUUCCCAUCGGGAAGGUGGCGAAAAAGUAACAACGGCUAAAACGGAACUGUCACGUGACGAUUUAGCCCUACCGGAAGUCAGCACGACAAAAACUCUUCCACCUCAGACUAUGGUUGUUCACAGGGAACUUACAAUGCCUUAAUCUUCAAAAUGUGAUGCUUUAUUGCACCAAAUGUUAGUUAUCGAUUGAUUAUGGAGACUGGGGAUCGUGUUAAUGACAAUUUUGAUAAACAAAUCUCCACAAAGCAUCACUUUGGGGUUUUCAUAUGAAUAAUAAAUUGUAUAUGUAUUUAAAAAUUUAUUUUUAUUGUUAGAUUAUCUACUGACCAAAUACCCUUUAACUGGAAUGACCAUAUCACAAGACUGCCGUUGACUGAAGGAUUAAGUUCGUUCCUAGAAGAAUGUUUUUAUUA